Molecule: messenger RNA, 4260 nt
Organism: Babesia sp. Xinjiang
Lineage: Eukaryota; Apicomplexa; Aconoidasida; Piroplasmida; Babesiidae
Exons: 3
Coding region: 1-4260 (1419 amino acids)
Source: RefSeq, a predicted model, not a curated record
AUGGAGGAUGGACACAUAAAUGACGAGAAGCUAUUCUAUGAUCGGCUUUGGACACCAGUAGACCCCUCAGGGCUACUACGUGUACACUGCAUGCUAUCUGAAGCAGAUACAUACUCACAAUUGGUUUUAAAUGGUGACCAUUCCAAUGCGGCAUCAAUAGCAUCCAACCUUGUGGCAUCGUAUAGAGCUCAAGUAGAUGUAGUUUCUACAGGUGAACGCAUGAAAUUCCAGGAAAUAUCCGCUGAUAUAUGUGAUCGGCUCAUUGUGUCAGAAAUAGCAUCUGCGAAAGGACAGCGGGUUGGAGAAAAACGUAUAGUAACGUUGAUGAAGGAACCGGAACCAAAUCAGAGAACACCUGUAGAAACAUCACCCGAUGCUGCUGAUAACAAGGCUCCAGCAAAGCAUGGAUUUACCAUAGUGACAUUAGCGAAAUCGGAAACUACAAAAAAUGAUAUCGACAAGGGAACUUAUGGCCACAAAUAUGACCAAUUUAAACGUAUAGCUCUUGGAGAUAAGGGUGAAUCUAAGGGCGCUACAAAAAGAAAUGCCCACAGCCAUGGCUUCCAUCUAGAAACCUCAGCUGAGACGAAUACAUUCGCCGACACCGCAAUAAAACAUUUGCUGGAAAAUAUCACGCAGAAACUCAAAAGGAUACCACUGGUACGCAAUGAUUGUGAUAUAUGUCGUAGGAGCUGUAUGCUUGUUGAAGAUUCUGCACCGGGACAGCAGGGACCCAACCAACCUGUUCCGUGUCCACAUUCAUUGGGGCUAAAAUACACACCAGAACCCCAUGGGUUAUCAACAAUGUGCACAUGCAAGACCACUGCCCUGGAACGUGAGAUGAAUGAGUAUACAUCUGAUAUUGACUGCCCUCGUCACCCCAAUGCUGGAAAAUCAGUAUAUCGCACAUCCACAGUCUACGAGACUCUGGACAAAUUAUACGGAUCAUGUAACGAUGCAGAAGUAGAGGAUCUUCUAACGUAUCGUCAUGAAGAGGUACAGGGCGAUGGUUACAGUUUGUGCUUUAGUCCUCGUUACGAUGUUGUGAAGCUGAUGGAAGGAACUUUACCUGACGCCGUGAGACUUGAGGACAUGGACACAGCAUGGUUGCAUCAUGUAGCUUCACGUAUACCUGCACGAAAAGGGCACGCUAUAGAUGUCGCAUCGGUUGUCAAUGAGGUAACCAUGAUGCAGACAUCGGAUGGUGAAGGGCAAUUUGGUUGUGACCGUUGCGUCUCCCUAACCGGAACUGUUACAGACCCAUAUGCUUCAAAGAAAGAGCUUUGGAUAUGCCCAAGUAUAUAUCGUAUACCAGGGUUCCGCACAGCCGAAUCGCCAAUUGUCACGGUGAGAUCGACGAGGCGUGAAUCGCUAGAAGAUGCUUUUGGUGACGAUAUUGCCGUCACUUCACCCUCUUCCAUUGUCAGCCUAGACUCUCUUUACGAUGCAGAAGGUCAAGGAUCGCAUAUGGAAGCACGAUCGAAGGAGCAAAAUGAUGAGGAUUACUACGAUAAUGACAUGACCCUUGAUGAGUUGAUGGCAAAGUUUCUAAUACUGCGUAAGAAACCUGACUGUGCUGCAACGAUCCUCAGAGCGCUGAAACAUCUCAUAUGCGUAAGACUAAACAAAGAACGGCUAUAUCUAAAACGCCGAAUUGGUAUGGAGACCUCGCAUGGCGAUGGGCAGAUGCUAGGAGAUAAUUUAAUGGCAAGAACAUUACGACGUGUUCUGGAUUCUGUACAAGUAUUAGAUCCGUUAGAUAAUCCUGUAGAAGAUACGUUGUACCCAACUCCAUCAGAUGACGAUACUAGCGUAUACACCUAUUCCAGUAUCUCAGUCUCCAGUUACUUUAGUGAGCAUGAAAGUGUUCACAUCCCGGUUAACGACAGGGAGAUCGCACGAUCGUGGACCCUUAAUCUACACAAGAAUGUUGUGAGUUACUAUGGAAUUUUGACGGUUGUAGAUGAAAAUAAAUCUGACAUUUUACCAAACAACUGUUGUACACUGUACUGUGAGCUGGUUGGAGAUAAGCUUUCCAUGUACAAUGUGAGGGACUCAUUCGCAUCUUCUGUAAUUAAGAUCGCUGAGGAACCGUUGCUGGUUUUACAUCUCGACGGUUCAUUUACAUGUGCAUCACCAAGGAGCGUGAAGAAGGGUGAGGCAGUGUUACGCUUGAAUGCGCUGAACUACGAGUUACGGGGUGUCACACAUAACAGCUCGGAUUCCGAAGCGGAAGGGCUAUUUUUAAAGUUGCUUGCUGAACAAGGUGAUAUUUCACGUUGGUAUAUUACGAUAUCUGCAAGAUUAAAACUCACUACAUUCCUAGUCCUGCUCGAAAACGAACACAGAGUAAACCUCUGCAGUUCCAAUCUGGAUUUGAUUCAUUACCCCAACCGCCGUGACAUUGACCUAUCUGGUUUGGAGUUUGACGAACUACUGGAAAGACGCAUUGUUCAAACUUACGUAAAUCCACCAGUCAACAGCCUUAUAGUAUCAUAUCGAACUAUGAGUGACUUUGAUCUUUCUGCGUUCGCCAGCAUCUGGAAUUACAACGUCGACACUCUUGAUCUAUCGCAUAAUAAUUUGAAUUUGCAGGAAUAUGGCGAUGAUUUUGUGAAGUUCAUCACACGAGCAAAAUUGCGUCGUCUAUACUUGGAUGGAAAUCCAAUCAGUGUGGAAGGAUAUAAGGUCUUGCCAGAAUUCUUUGCCGGCGGCACCCUGCAACAUCUCAGUCUAAGAGGUUGCUCCCUCGAUGACGGCAUAAGGGCUGCACUGGUUUCUAUUAAUAAGAAGCUAGGAGUUAACGACCGUGCCGUUGUAGAUAUGCGUGAAACUAUUUCGUCGGACGAAAUUAAGCACUUCUUGAAAUCCCAUCCCUUCAGCCAUAUAAAGGUUAUUACCGCUGAUAGUCAGAUGGUUAUACCGGAGCUGUUGUCGGAGAAUUUCAUGGAUGUUCAUAGUAUGUCAGCUAUAAGGAAUAUGGGUUCUAUUUUCGGUGGUCGUCUUCUUUCUGCUCGUGAGAACGUUGUGAAGAUCCCUUUCCGCAGGCUACGUAGUUUAUGCAAACCACGAGAGAAGCAAUACAGCCUGGCAAAGGAGCACGCUUACUUUGAGUUCCGCCCACCAUAUCUUAUAAUGAAUAAGCAUGGUGGUAGUAGUGAAAAGCGUCGUAAAGCAGGUCUAUCCAAACAAUUGAUAGUAUUCGUUAAUACGUGCAACAUAGCACGUAUGAGUGGGAUGCGGUGGUUGCAUAUUAUAGGUACCGCUCCUAAGUUAACACUUCUCUCUUGGCUAUUGGGAGGUAAUAAAAGUGACACGGAUAAAACAUCCGAAUCAAAUGAGAUCCGACUAUUGGUGCGGGCUUAUUCUGAUGCGGCAACUCGGAGGUGGUUCGAAAUUAUUAGCCGUAGCAUUGCUGGGAUAUUCUACGUUAAGCAUAUGCGUAAAAAUCUGGAUAUACCCACAUCCAGGCAUAUACUCUCUUUCUGUAGCAGGAGCGAUGCUUCCCAUUUGGUACUACAUGAUAUGCCUUACGACCGUGAGUUAUGGACAGGAUUUUUCAGUAACCUUAACUCCCAAUCAACGUUACGAAUACUUGACUUCUCAAAUAUGAAGUUAACGGCUGAACAGUUGACGUUUCCCGAAAUGCUUUUCGGUGGAUUAAAAUUGGAUCGUCUAGACUUUUCGUUUAACAAAAUUGACUUGCAAUCUGCAACUCGCGAUGUCUUCAAUGCAUUAAUACCACCAAUAACAUGUAAGGUGUACGAUGUCAGCGACAACCCAUUAGGUGAUUAUGCUCUUUCAGCUGAUUUGUUUGUGGAGGCCUGCAGUCGUGCGGGUGCUGUAAAGGUCUGUUUCAACCGUUGUAUGCUUGGCAAUAAAUUCCUCGAGUCGGUAACUAAGUUGCUAUCAGAGAAUACCUCUCUUCCACCUAAACUUCAUUUGGAGGUGGUUGAACUUGAAGGUAACUCGUUUGAUGUUUCGAAGCUACAGGAGUUUGUUAAAACUGCAACUAACUUUUUCCCUUCACUCGCAACCGUACGAUUACAUGGUUCAGUGGCUUCCCCCGAACUAACAAAGUCGUUGCUGAAAGCACAUCAGAUACUGACCGUCGAACAGUUUUCUGCAAACGAGCCUCGAUACGGUAGUUUUACUCGUAUAAAUUAUGUGAAAAAACCUAAACGUACAACGAAAGAAUCUGUAUCGAAAUUCAUCGAGGCGGGCAUGCCAGGUGGAUUUGAGGGAAGGUAUCGCUUCUAA